Messenger RNA from Achroia grisella, 963 nucleotides. Its product is annotated as lectizyme-like. Gene Ontology annotation, molecular function: serine-type endopeptidase activity. The transcript has 5 exons. Gene Ontology annotation, biological process: proteolysis. Bases 1 to 963 code for a protein of 320 amino acids. NCBI's taxonomy places the organism in Eukaryota, Metazoa, Arthropoda, Insecta, Lepidoptera, Pyralidae. The record is from RefSeq and is a predicted model, not a curated record.
AUGAAUUUACAAGUGUUAAUGUUUUUUGCUAUACAAUUUCCGGAUAUUAUAUCUGGAAAAAACGACUAUAUAAUAGGUGAAUCUGACGGAAGAAUAAUAGGAGGCCACGAAGCUAAAAUACACAGUCAUCCAUAUAUUAUAUCUUUGCAGUUAGAUUUUUGGUUUGUACGCACACAUAUAUGCGGUGGUUCAUUGAUUACUGACAACUGGAUCAUAACAGCCAGCCAUUGUAUAACAGGAUCAUGGUUAAUUGAUUGGUUGAACAUAGAUGCCGUUGCAGGUACACAUGAUGUGGAUUUCUAUGAUCCAAACACACAAAUAAUCAGGAUUAUCCAACGUAUACCGCAUCCGGAUUAUGCAGGCGGCGUCGGGCCCCACGAUAUAGGUUUGUUAAAAACUGAAUAUCCAUUUACGUUGACAGAUGAAAUCCAACCAAUAAAAUUAACAGACACGUUUAAUAUGAAAGACAAAAUAGCUCUGGCUGGUUGGGGCGUAUUUAGUACGCUUUUGUUUUUACCAAUAAUGCCUAGUAAACUACAAGAGGUUGUAAUGGAAUAUCUGCCAUAUAAAGAUUGUUAUAACGCAUUAGAAAAGAUAGUUAAGGAAAGCGGCGAAAGCAAUGCUCUUGUGAAGGACAGUAACCUAUGCACUGGUCCAAUAACAGGUGGAAUUGCGGCCUGCAGUGGAGAUUCUGGAGGGCCCUUAGUACAAUACGUAACAAAAAUUACAAGAAAUAAUAACACUUUAGAAUAUUUUGAUGAAAACCUAAAUAAUAUAGAUUAUGAAGACAUUGGAAAUUAUAGAAAUUUGAAUAAAGUAACACCCUUUCCAGUCCUAAUCGGUAUUACGUCUUGGGGUAUAAGUCCUUGUGGUGAAGUAGGCGCACCUACAGUUUAUACAAAUGUAUCUAAUUAUAUUGGAUUCAUAAAGAGUGUUACGGAAUUAGGUACAAUAUCACUAUAA